Messenger RNA from Cadophora gregata, 2283 nucleotides. RefSeq lists its product as uncharacterized. The record is from RefSeq and is a predicted model, not a curated record. NCBI's taxonomy places the organism in Eukaryota, Fungi, Ascomycota, Leotiomycetes, Helotiales, Ploettnerulaceae. Gene Ontology annotation, molecular function: metalloendopeptidase activity. The coding region runs from base 1 to 2283 and encodes 760 amino acids. Gene Ontology annotation, biological process: proteolysis. The transcript is spliced from 3 exons.
AUGUGGUUUUUGAGGUUAUUUAAUUUUGCGGUAAUCGCUUCUGUUGUUUUGUAUCUGGGUGUUGAUGGACGAUCGGAGGCUCGAGAUCGGAUUAGCCAUGUCUAUGCGGUCGAAAAUCCAGUAAUAAAUACGCGGAAUCAGCAAGUGAAUCACGACUCGUCCUUUGAUUUGUUAUUCUCGCUGCAGGAUGAAGCGCCCCGUGUGAAGCUAUCUCUCGAACCGAACCACAACAUUCUGGGCGGAGAGGCAUAUGUUGAAUAUCUGGAUGGCGAGGGAAAGGUACGGCAUGCGGAGCCCAUCGAUAGGUUAGUACACAAGGUGUUCAAGGGGAAAGCAUGGAUAGAAUCAAUAACUGGGGAAUGGAUGGAAGGUGGAUGGGCAAGAGUGUAUGUGAAAAGGGAUGGAACAUCGCCUUUGGUGGAGGGGGCAUUCAGCAUCUUUGGAAAUCAACAUCAUAUCCAGCUACAGAGUAGCUACAUGCAAACGAAACGCGACAUGGAUCUCCAUUUUAACGAAGGGCCGGAGGAGCGGAUGAUUGUUUACCGGGACUCGGACAUGGCUUCGGAAGAGAAAAGAGAUGGCGAUGAAGGAAGAUGCCAGUCGGACCAACUGGCUUUCAAUGUUGGGCCAGAGAAUCCACUCUCCGCGAGGGCUGGCAUGAGCUGGAACAGUGCAGCGUUGGGAUCUCUCGCAAACCGUCAACUUAUUCCAGGAGGAAACUCAGGAUAUGGGGAUCUGCGAAACAGCAUUGGAUCAACUGAUGGAUGCCCAACAUCCGGCCGAGUAGCAUUGGUUGGAAUCGCAACAGACUGUUCCUAUACAGCAUCAUUCGCAAGUGCGGAAGCUGUGCGAGAAAAUAUUAUCUCCAUGGUCAACACCGCCUCGGAUGUGUAUGAGCGGACCUUCAACAUCACGAUCGGACUGCAGAACUUGACGAUUAGCGAUGCGCAGUGCCCUUCGUCGGCUGCUGAAUCUGCACCUUGGAACGUGGCGUGUACGACGACUGAUGACAUCGAAGAUAAGCUGGAGCAGUUCUCGGAAUGGCGAGGAACUCGGGGUGAUAACAACGCUUACUGGACUCUGAUGAGUAGUUGCCGGUCUGGAGGGACGGUCGGUAUUGCCUGGCUAGGGCAGCUAUGCGUCUCAAAUCUUCGAGGAUCUGGUCAACAGUCUGUGACUGGAGCGAAUGUGGUUAUCAGAACUACUGGAGAAUGGCAGGUUUUCGCCCACGAGAGCGCACAUACCUUCGGAGCUGUUCACGACUGUGACGCUAGCUACUGUGCAGCUGGUGCAUCCUCUCAGUGUUGUCCCUUCUCCCAGUCUGGAUGCGAUGCAAACGGGCAGUUCCUGAUGAACCCGACAUCCUCGAGAUCCAUGACAGAAUUUUCUCAAUGCACAAUCGGCAACAUCUGCUCGAUGAUGGGUAGUAACACAGUCCGUUCGAGAUGCCUGGUUGACAACGUCGACGUCGCAACGAUCAAUGGUGCUCAAUGCGGCAAUGGAAUCGUGGAAACCGGAGAACAGUGUGACUGUGGCUCUGCUGAAGAGUGUGGCAACAACCCUUGCUGUGAUCCAAGCACCUGUCAAUUCAGAGGCAACGCCGUAUGUGAUGAUGCAAACGAGGCUUGUUGUUCCAGCUGCCAGUUUGCUGCAGCAAAUACAAUCUGUCGAGCGAGCAGAGGUCCAUGUGAUCUCCAGGAAGUCUGUUCGGGAUCGUCAGGAUCUUGUCCCACUGAUGCCUAUCAACCGAACGGACAGACAUGUGGUGACAACUCUGACCAGUUCUGUGCUCAGGGACAAUGUACGAGCCGAGAUCUCCAGUGUCAACAGGUGGUUAUUCAGGGAACGAGUGGCAAUUAUACGAACUCCUGCGACGAUGAUUCUUGCCGACUUCGAUGCUCCCAGAGGACAAAUACUCAGUUCUGCUCGCAGCUGAACCGGAACCUUUUAGAUGGUACGCCAUGUAAUGGAGGGUUUUGCGACAGUGGUAGAUGCUCGAGUGGCUCCUCUUCAACUGGAGACAGCGUCUCAUCAUGGGUGGAUAGAAACAGGAAUCUGGUAAUCGGGCUGUCGGCUGGUCUUGGAAGUUUGGUCUUGAUCAUCCUUGCUUGCUGGAUAUGUUCUUGUUGUCGGAGGAGCAGACGUAGGAAGGCUGCUCCCAUUCCACCACAGAGACCGAUGAUGGGACAGCCGUGGGGUGGUCCGCCACCUCCUGCAUACCCCUCCCCCGCGUACACGACGUUUAUGAAUAGGAAUAAUCCGCCACUGGUUAGAUAUGCAUGA